AUCUUUUCUUUGCAUCUUCACCUAAAAAAUAAAUAUAAUAAAUAAUAAAAAAUUCACAAAUGCACCUGGAAAAGGUGAAUUUGCGACAACUCUACGUAAUUUCAUUGAUUUAUAUUUGCAGGUUUCUUGCGACUGGAGAUUCUUUAAAAACAAUCGGCCACAGCUACAGAAUGGGAUUUUCAACUGUGAGUCAAAUUAUUAAUGAAGUGUGUGAUGCAAUAUGGAAACAUAUACAGCCUAUUUAUAUGCCCGAACCAUCCACAGAGCUAUGGGAAAGAACAAUUUCCGGAUUUGAGAAUUCAUGGCAGUUUCCCAACUGUAUUGGGAGUAUAUAUGGGAAACAUGUCGCAAUCAAGUGCCCUCCUAAUAGCGGUUCAAAUUAUUACUGUUAUCUUAAAAAAAUUUCAAUUGUAUUAUUGGCUAUUGUGGACCACGAAUAUAAAUUUGUUUGUGUGGAUAUCGGCGGCUAUGGUAAAAACAGUGAUGGUGGCAUUUUUGAAGCAUCCUCUUUUGGACAACGGAUGUCCAGAGGAUUAUUGAACAUUCCUCCCAAUAGAGCCUUGCCAGGUCAAAAUGAAGAAACUCCUUGUGUACUUAUUGGCGAUGAAGCAUUUGCUUUAACAUCCUUUCUAAUGAGACCAUUCCCUUACAGAUUAUUACGUCACGAUAUUCGAAAAGAAAAAUACAAUAAAAGCCUAUGUCGUGCACGGAGAGUAGUCGAAAAUGCUUUUGGCAUUUUAGCUCAAAAAUGGAGGUUAUUUUAUAGACCCUUAGAACUCACAAUAGAAACAUCUAUAAAAGUUAUCAAAGCAACGUGUGUUUUACAUAACUAUUUACGUACGGAAAAAAGAGAUCUACUUUUUUCACAUCUAUUAGAAGAUGCAGAGCCCAUAAUAGGAGCGUUAGAUCCUCUUCCAGCUGACGGCCGAAGAGCGACAAACUAUUCGUUUCAAAUACGAGAAAAUUUUGUAAAUUUUUUUAAUACUUAAUAUUUUUUCUAUAUU
This is a messenger RNA of Anthonomus grandis grandis, 1004 nucleotides long. RefSeq lists its product as uncharacterized. Lineage: Eukaryota; Metazoa; Arthropoda; Insecta; Coleoptera; Curculionidae. The record is from RefSeq and is a predicted model, not a curated record. The transcript has a single exon. The coding region runs from base 60 to 989 and encodes 309 amino acids.